AUGGCAAGUGUGCGCUGCAAGCUGGCCUAUUACUUGGAGGACCUAGAAGACAUAGACUUUAAGAAAUUCAAAAUGCACUUGGAAGACUAUCCUUCCCAAAAGGGCUGCAUUUCACUCACCCGGAGUCAGACAGAAAAUGCAGACCACCUGGAUCUAGCCACUCUGAUGAUUGACUUCAAUGGGGAAGAGAAGGCAUGGAACAUGGCCAUAUGGAUUUUUGCUGCAAUCAACAGGAGAGACCUUUAUGAGAAGGCUAAAAUGGAUGAACCAGAGUGGAGUUCAGAUAAUGCACAUAAUCCUAAUCAGACUGUGACAUAUCAAGAAGAUAGCAUUGAAGAGGAGUGGAUGGGUUUACUGGGGUUUCUUUCCAGGAUCUCUUUUUGUAAAAAAAAGAAAGAUUACUGUAGGACAUACAGAAAAUAUGUAAGAAGUAGAUUCCAGCAUAUUGAAGACAGAAAUGCACGUAUUGGUGAGCGUGCAAACCUAAACAAACGGUACACUCCACUACGUCUCAUCAAGGAACACCCCAGCCAGAAGGAGAGGGAACAGGAGCUUCUGGCCAUUGGUCAAACUGCAGCUAAGACCAAGGACAGCUCCAUGAAUUCCAUCAAAAUAGAACUCUUGUUUGAUUCUGAUGAUGAAAAUGCAGAUCCUAUACACACAGUGGUGUUCCAGGGAGCAGCUGGCAUUGGGAAGACAAUAUUGGCCAGGAAGAUUAUGUUGGACUGGGCAUCAGGAAAACUUUACAAAGACAAAUUUGACUUUUUAUUCUACAUCCAUUGUCGAGAGGUAAAUCUCAUGACAUGGAGAAGUCUGGGAGACCUGAUCAUUAGCUGCUGUCCUGACCCAAACCCUCCCAUAUCUAAGAUAGUGAGCAAGCCAUCCAAGAUCCUGUUUCUCAUGGACGGCUUUGAUGAGCUGCAAGGUGCUUUUGAUGAGCACACGGGGACACUCUGCACAGACUGGCAAAAGGCAGAGCGGGGAGACAUUCUCCUGAGUAGCCUCAUCAGAAAGAAGUUGCUUCCUAAGGCCUCCCUACUCAUCACCACACGACCUGUAGCCCUAGAGAAACUCCAACACUUAUUGGACCAUCCGCGUCAUGUGGAGAUCCUGGGUUUCUCAGAAGCCAAGAGGAAGGCAUAUUUCUUUAAGUAUUUCUCAGAUGAGUGCCAAGCUAGGGAAGCCUUUAGGUUAAUUCAGGAAAAUGAGAUUCUCUUCACUAUGUGUUUUAUGCCCCUUGUUUGCUGGAUUGUGUGCACUGGGCUGAAGCAGCAGAUGGAGAGUGGCAAAUCCCUUGCACAGACAUCCAAGACCACCACUGCUGUGUACAUCUUUUUUCUCUCAUGUUUGUUGCAGCCCAAAGGAGGAAUCCAGGAGCAUCACCUCUCUGCCAACCUCCGGGGGCUUUGCUCUUUAGCUGCUGAUGGAAUGUGGAACCAGAAAAUCCUCUUUGAGGAAUAUGAUCUUAGGAAUCAUGGCCUGCAAAAGGCUGAUGUGUCAGCUUUUUUGAGAAUGAACAUUUUUCAGAAGGAAGUGGACUGUGAGAAGUUCUAUAGCUUCAUCCACUUGACUUUCCAGGAGUUUUUUGCUGCAAUGUACUACCUGCUGGAAGAGGAGGAAGAGAGGGAAACUAGCAUACCACAGGGUUGUUUGAAGCUUCCCAACCGAGAUGUGACAGUUCUUCUAGAAAAUUAUGGCAAAUUUGAAAAGGGGUAUCUGAUUUUUGUUGUUCGUUUUCUUUUUGGCCUUGUAAACCAGGAGAGAACCUCUUACCUGGAAAAAAAAUUAAGUUGCAAAGUCUCACAGCAAAUCAGGCAAGAGUUGCUCAAAUGGAUAGAAGCUAAAGCUAAGGCUAAAAAGCUGCAGGUACAGCCCAGUCAGUUGGAAUUGUUCUAUUGCUUAUAUGAGAUGCAGGAGGAAGACUUUGUUCGAAGGGCCAUGGACCAUUUCCCCAAAAUUGAGAUCAACCUCUCCUCUAGGAUGGAUCAUGUGGUUUCUUCUUUUUGCAUUGAGAACUGUCAUCGUGUAGAAUCACUUUCCCUGGGUUUUUUUCAUAACUUGCCCAAGGAGGAAGAAGAAGAGGAGGAGGAGGAAGGUCGUGGACACCUUCAUGUGAUCAACUGUGUCUCACAAGAUUCACAAACAGCCUGUUCUUACUAUCUAAUGGAAUGCCGCCUCACUUCUAGUUUCUGCAGGGAUCUAUUCUCAGUUCUGAGCACUAACCCCAGUCUUACUGAAUUGGACCUCAGUGACAAUACUUUGGGGGACCCUGGAGUGAAAGUGCUGUGUGAAACUUUCCAGCAUUCAGGCUGUAACAUUCGGAGAUUGUGGUUGGGGCGGUGUGGACUUUCCCAUCACUGUUGCCUGGAUAUCUCCUCAGUCCUGAGCAGCAACCAAAAGCUGGUAGAACUGGAUCUGAGUGACAAUGCCCUGGGAGACUCUGGAGUCAGACUCUUGUGUGUAGGACUGAGGCAUUUUUCCUGUAAUCUGCAGAAGCUGUGAUUGGUAAAUUCUGGCCUUACAUCAGUUUGUUGUCCAGCUCUGUCCUUGGCACUCAGCACUAACCAGAACCUCACGCACCUUUACCUAAGGGACAAUGCUCUUGGAGACAAAGGGAUCAAGAUACUCUGUGAAGGACUCAUGAACCCCAACUGCAAAGUUCAAAUGUUAGAACUAGACAACUGCAGUCUUACCUCACAUUGCUGCUGGCAUCUGUCUACAGUUUUGACUGGUAACCAAAGCCUGCGAGAGCUGAGCCUGGGCGACAAUGACCUGGGUGAUCUGGGUGUCAUGCUUCUCUGUGAAGUACUCAAAGAGCAGAGCUGUCUUCUGAAUAGCCUGCAGUUGUGUAAAAUGUAUUUCAACUAUGAGACAAAAUAUGCAUUGGAAAAACUUCAAGAAAAAAAGCCUGAGUUGAACAUUAUCUUUGAGCCUUCUUGGUAG
This is a messenger RNA of Chrysochloris asiatica (Cape golden mole), 2943 nucleotides long. RefSeq names its product NLR family, pyrin domain containing 3 (gene NLRP3). The transcript is spliced from 8 exons. NCBI's taxonomy places the organism in Eukaryota, Metazoa, Chordata, Mammalia, Afrosoricida, Chrysochloridae. Gene Ontology annotation, cellular component: cytoplasm; NLRP3 inflammasome complex. Gene Ontology annotation, biological process: negative regulation of non-canonical NF-kappaB signal transduction; negative regulation of acute inflammatory response; inflammatory response. Gene Ontology annotation, molecular function: sequence-specific DNA binding; DNA-binding transcription factor binding. The record is from RefSeq and is a predicted model, not a curated record.